AUGUUAAGGAAGAUAAUUCUGCGGGUGUUCUCGGCUAACUCCAUCUCUGUGAAGUGCGAGGAGCCACCAACGCUCUUAGAUGCUCGCCGGUUUGGAUGCCGGGAAAAAGCCUCAGUAAGUGUUGUGUUGUUGCCUGCUGCUGGAUGGUUUCUCACUCCGUUAUUCUUCCUCUCAGCUGUGAGCAUCGCGGUGGAUGCUUGGAAGCUGGCCUUAACCGGGCGUUUCAGGCUGAUCGGCCAGUGGUGUGAGUUUGUGCGAAUGCACCAUCGCCAUGCUAUUACCGAAGAUACCUGGCGACAAGUCCUGGAGUUUAGUAGGGUGGUGCACGAGGAUUUGAGCAAUUACGAUCCAGAAGGUGCUUGGCCUGUUCUUGUCGACGAGUUUGUGGAUCACAUGUACAGAAGCUCGUCAUGCUCUUGCAUUGCGGAAGCCUGCGCUUGCGAUACGAGUGCAGUGCUGAGCUCUUCGGAAGUUUUGGAUGCUACCUCUCAAUUGAACCGAGCGAAUACACUACCAGGUAUGGCUGCUACCGCCGGUAGUAAGAGGCGAAGGAAAGACACGAACGACGAGGUGUCUUUGUCGCGGCAUUUGAAGCGUCUACUGCUGGAGAAACCUCUGCUCAUGUCCUCCGGUGGGUUUUGACAGAUGAAAGCUGUG
Molecule: messenger RNA, 657 nt
Organism: Selaginella moellendorffii
Lineage: Eukaryota; Viridiplantae; Streptophyta; Lycopodiopsida; Selaginellales; Selaginellaceae
Product: DCN1-like protein
Exons: 6
Coding region: 1-642 (213 amino acids)
Biological process (GO): protein neddylation; positive regulation of ubiquitin-protein transferase activity
Cellular component (GO): ubiquitin ligase complex
Molecular function (GO): cullin family protein binding; ubiquitin-like protein binding; ubiquitin conjugating enzyme binding
Source: RefSeq, a predicted model, not a curated record